Messenger RNA from Caenorhabditis briggsae, 372 nucleotides. The record is from RefSeq and is a predicted model, not a curated record. Lineage: Eukaryota; Metazoa; Nematoda; Chromadorea; Rhabditida; Rhabditidae. The transcript is spliced from 3 exons. Bases 1 to 372 code for a protein of 123 amino acids.
AUGGAGAUUUCUAAAAAUACCAAGUGCAAAAAAAGGCGGUUCAGAAACUUCCAGAGGGAUCAGAAAAAAACACAAAAAACUAUUGGGGGGAGGAGGGGUCGAACCUAUAGCUUGUCAGAUAUUGCCCUUCCCUCCUCGCCACUACACCACACUUCGCUGGUUUCCUCCCUUCUCCCAAUGCGUAUAAGAAAGAGGGAAGAUGAGGCGCUCGGCGGACUCAAAUUUGAGCCAAAUUUCAAACCUUUUUUUUUCUCGAAACUGCUUUCGAAUGAUAUAGGUCUCUUAUCGAAUUCCCAUACCCCAGUUACAACCUUCCCUAGUAAGCUCAUAAUAGUAUUUGUGAAAAAUUUGAAAUACUGCCAACUGGCUUAA